UCCGUCGUGAUUAACCAAUUGUUACUAACGGUUGCAUGACACGUCAAAAUGGUGGAACACUGAAAUGAUGACACGGCACGGCUUGUACGUCACGGGCCUAUGCCCGAUUUGUACUCGGGCGGCCCACACAAGCCCACACACCGGUGACUAAAUAUUGACGUGCAGUUCACAGUCAUGAAGGCCUCUGAUAUCAUAUCUGCGCUGCCCAGUCGUUUCGAAGCCGCGCAAUCUUCAGGGGAUCUCUUUUUCUUUCCAUCCGACGUGAGAACGCACGAGGAGAUCGGGAUAGAGUGGGAGAUUCGCCUAUGUACCGCGCUUCAAAAGAAACCGGUCGCGUCCGUACCCGCUGAGGAAGCAGGAGUCGCAUCAUCUAAUCAGUCAGAUGAUGCUUCCAAGAAACCUGAUCCUUUUGCACCUCCAUAUGUGCCAAAUCUUCAUGUCGGUGAUUUAAGCGACGAAUCAAGCGGGGUAGAAUAUGGUGUCCUGCUAAACAAGUUCUCGGUCGUCCCCCAUCAUUUCCUUCUUGUGACCAAAGAGUUUCUACCGCAAACUUCGCCGCUGCUGCCUCAUGAUCUGGUCCAAACAUACCUGCUCCUCCUUGCGGCCCGAAAAGCACGUAAAAACUAUUUUGCUUUCUACAAUUGCGGAUCAAACAGUGGAGCCAGUCAACAUCACAAACAUAUCCAGUUCAUCGAAGUUGAGGAUGAAGGACCUCCGAUCGAAAGAUUAGCCAGGGCUGCAAACCUUGAAGUCUCAGGCAAACCUUUUUCACUGAUAUCCCUGCCAUACGCCAACCACGUAUAUCGACUUCCGGCUCUGUCGAAUGGCGCGACACCAGAGCAGCUCGAACCAAUAUUGUUCCUUCCAUUCCUAGCCCUCCUGGAUCUUGUGAUAUCCACGGUGCGACAUGCCCCGGACUACCCACCUGGUACCCCCUCCUAUAAUGUGAUUCUUACCUUGGAACACAUGCACUUGAUCCCGCGACGCUGGGAAACCUAUACCCUAGGAGAGUCUGGGGGGACGUUGAGCGUCAACUCACUUGGGUUUGCUGGAAUGCUAAUGGUGAAAAGCGAGUCCGAACUUCAGGCAUUAGAGCAAGAGAAGAUUGGAACGGUACUUAGAGGCGUCGGUGUGGAAAGUGUCCAUGAAUUGCAAGUUGCUGGUACAUCGAUGGAAGCAAUGGAUGAGACAGGUGCUUGAUAGUAGCAUCUGUGGUCUUAGAGUCUUUAUGUACAACAUUUUGCAAAGUUUUUACUCGAAGGAUGGCAAGAAAAUGAGGAGCGUUUAAACAGGCAUC
This is a messenger RNA of Suillus clintonianus, 1297 nucleotides long. RefSeq names its product ATP adenylyltransferase. Gene Ontology annotation, biological process: nucleotide metabolic process. Lineage: Eukaryota; Fungi; Basidiomycota; Agaricomycetes; Boletales; Suillaceae. The transcript has 6 exons. The coding region runs from base 175 to 1200 and encodes 341 amino acids. Gene Ontology annotation, molecular function: ATP:ADP adenylyltransferase activity; ATP binding. The record is from RefSeq and is a predicted model, not a curated record.